UUUAAAUCAGCACAGCCAGCAAAGGAUCGGACCGGACGCAACUUUUGUUUGAACAAACGCACCUUUUUGUAUCAACCAAAAAAUGGCUGUUUCGUGGUCUGCUGAGGAAGUACAGACGUUCCUCUCGUUGAUAGCCGAGGAGCGGAUCCAGCGAGAGCUUGAUGGGGCGACGCGGAAUGAAAAAGUUUUUCAGGAGGUCGCUAAGCUCUUGGCCGCACACGGCUACCACCGGACCUACAAACAGUGUAGGGACAAGUUAAAAAAACUGAAGAGCGACUACAGAAGCAUAAAGGACCACAACAGCCGGAGUGGUUCAAACAGACGGUCAUGGAAGUGGUUCGACCAAAUGGACGCAAUCUACGGAGGUAGACCAACGAGCAUUGGGAGGGAGGGUGCCCUGGACUCGGCCACGCCAUUGUUGGAGAACACGAUCGAGGAUGACUCAUUGUCUACGAUCGAUUCACUUGCACUUUCUCUAUGCAACGACGAGUCCUCUUCCCAACCGGUGCUAACAGCGUCUCCACCACGACCGCCAACACCAUCAACAUCAACCUCCAGCUGCACGACAACACCGCAGCGUGUGGUAACAGGAAAGAGGAAACGGAGCCUGCACCAUCAGGAACAUCUUGCAGUAUUACGAGAGAUGCAGGUAGCAGACAUUCAGCAGCAGGAGCUGAACCGUGCCCAGAGGGAGCGCCACUUGCAGAUGGCACUUGACUAGGCCAGUCAAGCGAGGGAGCAGGAAGCGGCCUUGAGGGCAGAGGAACACUCUCAAACGGCUGCUUUCAAUCAAGCCUUCCUCAACGUCAUGGGGAUGCUCGUCCAGGCAAUGAGUAGCCGACGGGAAUAGAACUCUCUCGCCGACUAAUGCCAUAGGCAUUUGUGUUUUUAUCUGUGUUUGUUUUUUUACUUUGAUAAUGUUUGCACAACCGAAUAGCUGCCAUCAUCGGUGAGACCGCUGUUAUUGGCGUUUGUGCAGAAGGUGAUACAGAACUUUUGUCUGUACCAGCUUCAGAAGGUAUGCUGGCAUGUGAUAAAUUAUAGAUUAUCGAAACCGAGUGUCGUUUUAAGACGCAAGCCAGGCCCCGGGUGAUGACCUCUCGAUCCCCCUCCGGUCUUCGAGAUCUCCACCUGGAACCGCUUCGCUCCCCUCCGCGAGACGGAACACGACGCUGUGAUCGUCGGAGACUCCAUCGUCCGGCACGUCCGUGCUACGUUAGCUGAAGGUAAAGUGCACAUUCACUGUUUCCCUGGUGCUCGUGUUCUUGAUGUUUCUGCGCAGAUACCCAUGAUCCUGAAGGGCGAUGAGAGCAUCGGCACUGUCGUGCUGCACGUGGGGGUUAACGACACCAAGCUGCGGCAGACGGAGACACUGAAGAGGGACUUCAGGAGCCUGAUCGAGACGGUACGCAGCACAUCGCCUGCGACGACGAUCAUCGUGUCAGGACCGCUUCCCACAUAUCGACGAGGACACGAAAGGUUCAGUAGACUUUUUGCUUUAAACGAAUGGUUGUUGUCAUGGUGUAAAGAACAGAAACUGCUCUUUGUUAAUAAUUGGAAUCUUUUCUGGGAGCGUUCUUGGCUUUUCCGUGCUGAUGGCCUGCACCUCAGCAGAGUCGGAGCGGAACUCCUGUCGGACAACAUCUCCAGAACGCUACGCUCCAUCUGACUAUAAACAAGAAUUACUGAAGCGUCAGUCUGGAUCCAACCCUUAAAAAGAUCCGAGAUGACCAAACACCUGAGAAGAGAUGAUGGCAACACCUCAGAGGACCACGGAGGAUGCCAACCCUCCGACAACAUACACAAUUACCCAGUUAAUUCUGUCAUAACUUAAAUAUAUUGGGUUUCUUCUGCGUGUAUGUGUAUAUAUAUAUGUGCAUGUGUGCGUAUGUGUAUGCAUAUAUAUAGUAGAAACUUAAUUUCCUGUAAAGCUGCUUUGCAAC
Molecule: messenger RNA, 1943 nt
Organism: Onychostoma macrolepis
Lineage: Eukaryota; Metazoa; Chordata; Actinopteri; Cypriniformes; Cyprinidae
Exons: 4
Coding region: 83-721 (212 amino acids)
Source: RefSeq, a predicted model, not a curated record